CACAAUCCUUGCCCCAAACCAGUAUCAUCCGCCCAGUCGCUCCAACGAAUCUAAUCAGAGAGAUGGACAAAACUGGCCCGUCCCGGUCCAGAAGGAGUCGGUCCCGGAGGUCGUGCACGCAGAUCACGCCUGAUGGCGAUGUGCGAUCAGUCCAUAGUAGGGAUGAGGAUUGGGAUGUACCUCAGGCACAAAAGAAGCUGAAGGGAAAAGCUAUUCAACCUGAAGGGUCCAAGAGGUCGGAGUUUCAAAGGCUUGGCCAUGAAGGCAGAAAUCAAAACCGGCCUGCCAAAGAACGACUAAGAGUGGAGACAACCCCGUUGAGUGCUUUAAAUCGCCUGGACCGGGUUCACGAGACCCCAUUUCCAAAGAAGGCAAAACUUGAGGUCCCAAAAUUCACUGGGAAGGAGGACCCGAAAAUUCACGUCAAAACCCUCCAUCAAAGCGGGCGGAUGAUGGGUCUUUCCGGGGAUGAGAAAUGUUUGCUUUUCUUUCAAACCCUCCGCGGCCGCGCCACUGAGUGGUUUCAUAACUUAUCGGCCGGUGAGAUCGAUUCUUUCGAUGAGCUGGCCGAGGUGUUCCAGGAAAUAUUCAAGGAAAAUUGCACCAAGAGGAAAAAGUUCACCUACUUGAGCACGGCCGGGCAGAGGGAGCACGAGGAUUUAACGAAAUUCCUCACCCGGUGGAAGGAUGAAGCUGAUAAAGUCGAAGAGAUGGACGACAAAACCGCCAUGUCUCUCCUAGUGUCCGGACUCCGGUCCGGAGAAUUGUAUAAAGAGUUCUGCAGGAGACCUCCCCAGUCAUACCAAGAGGCCUACAACACGGCCUGGGAUUAUGCUGACGCCGAAGCACAGGUGUCAUCUAAAAGGGAAGCCGAGCAGGGCCAUUCCAAAGGAAAAAUUUCCUUGAAAAAGGAAAUUGAACAUCCCGGGAGGGCAAAGGCAGAAGUCAUGGAGGUUAAGCCGGUCAAAUCAGAAAAGAACCCGACCGGCAAGAAACAAUGGACGGAGAAGUAUUGCUCCUUCCACAAAACUGAUUCCCAUAACACUGCGGAGUGUAACAGUGUGAAGGGAGUAACUAAGCAGAUGAUCGAGGCUGGGGAGAUCGAUCAUGAGUAUCUAGCUCAGGCCAAGCAAAAGAAAAACCAAUGGAUCAGGCCUAAAGGGAAGCCGGUCGAACUGAACAAGAAGAAGAAACCACCCGAUAAAGAGCAUUUGCAGGUCAUCUACGGUGGACCGGAAGGGGGAGACUCUGCUUCCCAAAGAAAGAAAUGGGGGCGAGAGCUCUACGUCGGGACGGUGGCCUUAAAUCCCCGGUCAAAACAGGCAAGACGGGAGCCGAUCACCUUUACUGACCGGGACCUCCCCGCCACCGGAGAAGAUCACAAUGACCCCCUGGUUAUAACUAUGGACAUGGGUGGAGUCGAUGUCUCCCGGGUACUCGUUGACACGGGCAGUAGUGUCAACGUUUUGUACUUGGAUGCAUUUAAAAAGCUCAAGUUGUGUCGGACACGGCUUGAGCCAUUAAAGACUCCCUUGUCCGGGUUCACCAAGGACUAUGUUGAAGCUGAGGGGUCAAUCCUUCUGACUUGUGAGUUGGGCACAGGAGACCAUGUCGUCCAGAAACAAAUGGGGUUUGUGGUAGUGAACAUCAAAUGUGUUCAUAACGCCAUCCUAGGCCGACCUGGAAUAAACAAGGUCCGUGGAGUCAUCUCCAUGGCCCACCUCUACAUGAAAUUCUAUACCCCGGGCGGUAUAGGACAAGUCAGAGGAGAUCAAAAGAAGGCCCGGCAUUGCUACUUGGAGGCCGUAAAGAAAAUGACCAAGGCAUUUGAGAGAGUCACUUUGGUCUCUCAAGAAGAAGAGCGGUCGAAGUUAGAGCCGGGUGAUGAAACCGAGCAGAUUGUUCUCCGGGAAGCUUUCCCGGAAAGAAUGGUAUGGAUUAGCAGAGAUCUGCCCGGAGGACUUCGAGAUGAAAUCAUCUCAGUCCUUCAGGAAUAUGCAGAUAUUUUCGCAUGGAGUGUGGCGGACAUGCCGGGCAUUAACCGUUUUGUCAUCUGCCAUCGUUUGGCUGUGAUGGAAGGGAGCCGGCCUGUGAAACAGAAGAAGAGGCACUUAGCGAACGUCCGGAGGGACUUUUUCAAAAUAGAGUACAAACCAAGGACCGCAAUCAAGGGUCAAGCUUUGGCAGACUUCCUCAUCGAACUAACCGGUCUAGAGCCCGAAGCCGGACCUUCUCAUACGGUCGAACCGUGGUGGGACAUGGCUGUUGAUGGGGCCUUUGGGCCGAAGGGAUGGGGAGCCGGUAUAGUCUUCACUACUCCAGAGGGGUUCAAAAUCUACCAUGCGUUGGUUUUCAACUUCAAGCUUACCAACAAUGAGGCGGAGUAUAAGGCACUAACCGGAGGCCCCAGACUAGCCCAGGCACUCGGAAUAAAGAGAAUAAGAAUUCGUUCCGACUCAAGUCUUGUAGUUGGACAGAUCAAUGGCGAGAUGGAGGUCAAAGAGGAGCGUCUGGCCCGGUACGGUGACCAAGUACGAGCACUUCUAAGGGAAUUGGAAGAGUUUCGUUUGACUAGGAUACCCCGGUCGGAGAACACAGACGCUGAUAUGCUUUCGAAGUUAAUGCAAUCAUGCCCGGAGCAUGUGUCGAAGUUGGCUAAAAUUGAGAGUUUAGAUCAACCAAGUACUGAUCGGUUUGAAAUCGCGGCUAUCCAACCGGGCCAGAAUUCGGCAACCGGGAUAAUCGGUGCAGAUGAUGACUGGAGGUACGAUCUCAUGAAAUAUUUGGAGACCGGUCAGAAACCGGAUGACGAGGAACGGGCCAGGAAGGUAGUCCUGCGGGCUCCCCGUUUUCAGGUAAUCGAUGGUCACUUGUACAAACGUGCCAUUGGUGGACCUCUCCUACGUUGCCUUACCAACCCAGAGGCUGAACGGGUAAUAGCUGAGGUGCAUGAGGGAGUUUGUGCUGUCCAUCAAAUAUCUCGCACCCUGGCUCAAAGAAUAAUAUUGCUUGGCUACUACUGGCUGACCAUUGUUGGGGAUUGUGAGCGAGUCUACGCUGAACGUCUCUUCUGGGUCGUCUCGUUCCCAUGCGGUCUUACGGUGCAAAUAAAUCCUUCGUUUCAUUAUUCUCGCGAAGCGAUGUGCACGUUGUUUCAUAACCCCCGGUUCACUGAGUACUUGGCUAGUUCUGGAAUCAAGCACAGCAAGGCCUCAGUAGCUUAUCCACAGGGAAACGGCCAAGUUGAAAAUGCUAACCGGACGAUAGUGGACGGCCUAAAGAAGAGGUUGGGUGAAGAAGGCCAUAAAUGGUUGGGAGCUUUGCCUCACACGGUUUGGGCGCAUAAAGUGACUUCAAGAAGGGCAACCGGAGAAACUCCAUUUGUGCUCACCUACAGAUGUGAAGCCCGGUUGCCAGUUGAAGCGGAAAUUCCAACAUUUAGAGAAACCAUGUACCAGCCCGGUCAGAAUGAGGUCGACCACCUAGCUGAGUUAAAUUUGGUGGAAGAACGAAGGACCCUAGCAGCUGUCAAGAUGGCCGGUUACCAGCAGUCGGUAAAGAGAUAUCACGACAACCGGGUGGGCCCACGGUACUUUCAAGUGCAUGAUGAGGUCUUGCGCAGACGGGAUGCUAGUAAACCUAACGAGAGAGGCAAGUUGGUGCGAAAUUGGGAAGGACCCUAUCGCAUAAAGGCGAUCAUCCGGCCGGGCACUUACCAACUUGAGACUAUGGAAGGUGGCCGGGUUGACCGACAUUGGAACUCUCAUCACUUACGUAAAUUCUUUAGAUAAAAUGUAAUGAGUUCCCUAGGUGUUAAUAAAACUUUGUUCUUUUA
Molecule: messenger RNA, 3835 nt
Organism: Cuscuta campestris
Lineage: Eukaryota; Viridiplantae; Streptophyta; Magnoliopsida; Solanales; Convolvulaceae
Source: the annotation of a GenBank genome assembly